AUGGACACGGCAACAGACAUCGCGCGCAUGGGCAAAGUCUCGGAUAAGACUGUCGACAAGUCGGCUACGACGAGCUCCGUCGAAUCGGCCGAAGCCCAGGGCUUCGACCUGAAAGCCACGAAGAAACUGGUGCGAAAGAUAGACUGGCACCUCAUCCCCUUCUUGUCCUUGAUCUACCUACUCUGCUUCCUGGACCGCACCAACAUCGGGAAUGCGAGACUCGACCACCUGGAACAGGACCUCCAUCUGCAGGGGAUCCAGUACAAUGACUGCCUCGCCAUCCUGUUCCCCUUCUACAUCGCCGCGGAGAUCCCCAGCAAUAUCAUGAUGAAGAAGCUGCGGCCCAGCAUCUGGCUGACCUUUAUCAUGCUUUUCUGGUCCGUCGCAAUGAUCUGCCAGGGCUUCGUGAAGGACUAUUCCGGUCUGAUGGCGACGAGAGUGUUCCUGGGCAUAUUCGAGGGCGGGCUCUUCCCCGGCGUCAACUACUACAUCACGAACUGGUACCCGCGGCACGAGUGCGGCUUCCGCAUGGCUCUGUUCUUCUCGGCCGCGACACUGGCGGGCGCCUUCGGAGGGAUCCUGGCCAGAGGCAUCUCGGAGAUGGACGGUGUCGGUGGAGUUGCUGCAUGGGCAUGGAUCUUCAUCCUCGAAGGCCUUCUCAGUAUCCUCGUCUCGUUCUCGGCCUACUGGGCGAUCAACGACUAUCCGGCUACAGCUAAGUUCCUCAGCACCGAGGAGCGUGCAGAGGUUGAACGUCGCAUCGCCGCCGACCAUGGGAACCUCUCGAAUCACUUCGCGUACAAAUAUGUGUUUCAAGCCAUCAAAGAUUGGAAGAUAUAUAGUGAGAGCAUCCAGCACAUGCUCAUCUGCAUGUCGGGCUUCUGUCCCAUCUACUCCUUCGCCCUGUUCCUGCCGACCAUCAUCAAGCACAUGGGAUACACCAACAACCAAGCCCAGCUGAUGAGCGUACCCCCCUACGUGAUCGCCUGCUUCUUCACCAUCGUGGCGAGCUGGCUCGCCGACCGCGUCAAGCAGCGCGGCGUGUUCAUGCUGGGCUUCCAGCUCGUCGCCAUCAGCGGGUUCGCGCUGCUGGCGGGAUCCGUCCAGCCCCGGAUCCAGUACGCGGGGACCGUCCUGGCCGCCAUCGGCAUCUACCCCCAGAUCCCCCUCGGCCUGGCCUGGAACGGGAACAACAUCGGUGGCAGCCUGAAGCGAGGCACGGGCAUCGCCAUGCAGGUCAUGGGCGGCAACUGCGGAGGCAUCAUCGCCUCUUACGUCUACCUCACGCGCGAUUCACCACGGCACAGAGGGGAGAGGGGAGAUCGCGAGGAAGAAUGA
Molecule: messenger RNA, 1338 nt
Organism: Drepanopeziza brunnea f. sp. 'multigermtubi' MB_m1
Lineage: Eukaryota; Fungi; Ascomycota; Leotiomycetes; Helotiales; Drepanopezizaceae
Source: RefSeq, a predicted model, not a curated record